Messenger RNA from Pyrenophora tritici-repentis Pt-1C-BFP, 1843 nucleotides. RefSeq names its product ROM1, RhoGEF, Guanine nucleotide exchange factor for Rho/Rac/Cdc42 GTPase. NCBI's taxonomy places the organism in Eukaryota, Fungi, Ascomycota, Dothideomycetes, Pleosporales, Pleosporaceae. Gene Ontology annotation, biological process: nuclear inner membrane organization. The record is from RefSeq and is a predicted model, not a curated record. Gene Ontology annotation, cellular component: mitotic spindle pole body; nuclear inner membrane; microtubule organizing center attachment site.
AACCGCAACUCCAUCUCAACAUACCUCAGGCCUUUCCUUUACAAUGGCGCUAUUACGGCGCAGAUUGCGCUGCCACUACUGCAAUGUGCAGUCACGAGACGGUGUGUCGCAGAUUCCCAAGACAUAUCACUGCCCGCAUUGCGACGCAGUGAAUUACUUUGACCAGCGCGGGAACAUUACCGAUCCACCCAUAGAAGAAAUCGCAACCGCGCCGACAACAUCCUUCCAGUACAUGCGCUCUCGCUCUCCUACGCCCGCCUUGCAAGCACCCGUCGAUGACAUCUUUUGCGACAUGUGUCAGCGCAACCAGACUCUCUACACCAAUCUCCUCGCCGAAUUCAUUCCAGAAGAAGACGAUCCCGAGUACGAAAAGUAUCUCGCUGCGUACGAUGAUUACAAGGUGGAGCUCGAGAUUCGGUAUCCGCAAGUCUGCCAGACCUGCCUCCCUCGGGUCCAGGAUCAAAUACGCAAUGCGAACCAUGUCGCGCGUGCGGAUAACUUGGCGCGCAUAAUGGAGGCAAGUAAAAACAAGCGGACCGUUGUUCAGACUGCGCGACAGGCUUGGACGCUGCGCAUCAUUUCGCUGGCGAAGUGGAUGUAUGUGUCGAGCACCGUGGUGGGAAUGCUCUGGCACACGGCAGCGCUUAUCAUGGCGCCUGAUGAUGAGGGCAUGCUUUCAAAUCACAUCUUCAGUUGGGAUAUCUGCCUGAGCCAGGCCAUCUUAGUUCGCUCAGUGGAUGAGGCUUGUGUACUAUCGUCUUCCGUAGUCAAAUGGUUGCAGUACGCGAUUAUAGCCGAUCUAGUUACCAUCUGGUGGAAUCCCAAGUUGAAGCUCAAGACCAACAGCCUCACAGGGCGGAUGCACGGCCUCAAAUCACUGUGGUCCAUCCGUCUGACCGUUGUCGUCCUCCGCUACGCCAGUCUCUACUACUGGCAACACACCAACAUCAACGCCGACAUGUUCCAAACUUUUCAACGAACACACAUGGUCAUGCUCGGCGUACUAGCCCUCUCCACAGUUCUGACCUGGAAAACCGUUCGCAUCGUCUACGGCGCCGCGCCCGCCUUCCCAAAAGCAACACAGGAAACCAUCCCCAUAUCGCCCAGCAGCGCACAGAAAGCUAGACGAAACUCGUACCACCCCGUCCACCCACAAGCCGACAUCUACGACAGCAUGGCACACUCCUUCGCCACAGGCAUAGAAGGAUACCAAGACUCAUCCCCAUGUCCCCCCUCGCCCACCCUAACAGAAUCCUCCUACACAACCCACGCCACAGACGCCACCACGCCCUUUGCAAAGCGCAACGCCUUCCUCGACGACAUGGACAUCAUGGACUGGACCCCUACAAAAGGCAGCGGUAAUACCCGCUUCGCCCAACAGAACGGCGGCCCUCCAGAGAUCCUCCCCAACCAAUUCGCAAAAUGUCCACCCGCUGCCGCAGCCCAACUCUCCCCACUCCAAUUCAACUCUCCCCAACAACCACACUCUAUCUUCGCCCAAAAAGAUCCAAACCCCUUCCGCCACCGCGUCCCCGCCAAACCCCCAAAUUCCCUCGCUUCCGCCCGAAAACUGCAGCAGAACCCUUGGAAACCUAGCGUCUGGGAGCCGGCCCUUGCAGUCAACAAGACGAAUUUCUUCAAAGAGGAAGCGAAGGCCAAGAUUGGAAACGGCGCUGGCGGUAGUGGUGUGGGUGAGGUAACGGGACUAGAUGGAUUGGGUGUACCCAAGAACGUGAAGAGGGAUGCUGAGCUUUUUGCGAGUCCGAAGCUAAAGUACGAUUACUAUGGUACUAUGAAGGAUACGGGCUUGGAGGAUACAUUCAAUGCCAUGUUUUCAAAGUAG